Messenger RNA from Balaenoptera ricei (Rice's whale), 8888 nucleotides. RefSeq names its product myosin phosphatase Rho interacting protein (gene MPRIP). Lineage: Eukaryota; Metazoa; Chordata; Mammalia; Artiodactyla; Balaenopteridae. The transcript is spliced from 14 exons. Bases 205 to 6405 code for a protein of 2066 amino acids. Gene Ontology annotation, cellular component: actin cytoskeleton. Gene Ontology annotation, molecular function: actin filament binding. The record is from RefSeq and is a predicted model, not a curated record. Gene Ontology annotation, biological process: actin filament organization.
CUGGCUGCCUCUGUCGUCCCAGCUGUCUAAAGGAGCGUCUCCUGCCUGUCCCCACCCCCCGGCCCCCUGCCCUCCUCCAGGACUAGCUGGGAUGUUGUUCUCCAGUGGGAAGGAACGUCCAGCUGGAUAUCCUCUGAGAAGAGCAGGCCUGUCACCGCUUCUCCCUGGAGAUGGCCCACAACCCUCCCUCAGGGCACCAUCAACAUGAACCAGUGCACAGACGUGGUGGAUGGGGAGGGCCGAACGGGCCAGAAGUUCUCCCUGUGCAUUCUGACCCCCGAGAAGGAGCACUUCAUCCGGGCAGAGACCAAGGAGAUCAUCAGCGGGUGGCUGGAGAUGCUCACGGUCUAUCCCAGGACCAACAAGCAGAACCAGAAGAAGAAGCGGAAGGUGGAGCCCCCCACACCACAGGAGCCAGGGCCGGCCAAGGUGGCUGUCACCAGCAGCAGCAGCAGCAUCCCCAGUGCCGAGAAGGUGCCCACCACCAAGUCCACCCUCUGGCAGGAAGAAAUGAGGGCCAAGGACCAGCCCGACGGGAGCAGCCCGAGUCCGGCUCAGAGUCCCAGCCAGAGCCAGCCUCCUGUGGCCGGCACCCUGAGGGAGCCAGGGCUGGAGAGCAGAGAUGAGGAGGGCACCACAGGCAGCGAGCGUGCGGACUGUGGCCGCAAAGUCCGGGUGGAGAGCGGCUACUUCUCGCUGGAGAAGACCAAGCAGGACGUGAAGGCCGAGGAGCAGCUGCCGCCGCCGCUCUCCCCACCCAGCCCCGGCACUCCCCCCAACAGGUACAGUGGCUCCGGCCCGCCCUCCAGGGAGCUUGGCCGCCCCCUUCCUCCCCCAGGUCCUCAGCCCUCUGGCCGAACCGUCUGCAGUGGCUCCUUCAGCUCCCUGGACACAGCCCACCGGCCCCCUGCCCACGUGGACUCCGGCAGCGCUGGGGGGCGGGGUGCAGAGAGACCGGGGCGCACCUCUGCCUUUAAAGCCAGCAGGCAGUAUGCCACCCUGGCCGACGUCCCUAAGGCCAUCAGGAUCAGCCACCGAGAAGCUUUCCAGGUGGAGAGAAGGCGGCUGGAGCGUAGGACCCGGGCCCGAAGCCCUGGGAGGGAAGAGGUGGCCCGUCUGUUUGGCAGCGAGCGGAGGAGGUCCCAGGUAAUAGAGAAAUUUGAGGCCUUGGACAUCGAGAAGGCAGAGCACAUGGAGACCAACGCGUCAGCCGGGCCCUCGCUGUCAGGCGACACUCGCCAGGGCCGGAGCGAGAAGAGGGCCUUCCCCCGGAAGCGGGACCUCCCCAGCGAAGCUCCUCUCCCGGACGCCUCGGCCUCCCCCCUGUCUCCACAGCGAAGAGCCAAGUCACUGGACAGGAGGUCCACGGAGCCCUCCCUGACGCCCGACCUGCUGAACUUCAAGAAAGGCUGGCUGACCAGGCAGUAUGAGGAUGGCCAGUGGAAGAAACACUGGUUUGUCCUUGCUGAUCAAAGCCUGAGGUUCUACAGGGACUCGGUGGCUGAGGAGGCGGCCGACUUGGAUGGGGAGAUCGACUUGUCUACAUGUUACGAUGUCACGGAGUACCCAGUGCAGAGAAACUAUGGCUUCCAGAUCCAUACAAAGGAGGGCGCCUUCACCCUCUCCGCUAUGACGUCUGGAAUCCGGCGGAAUUGGAUCCAGACCAUCAUGAAGCACGUCCACCCGAUCUCUGCCCCAGACGUGACAAGCUCGCUGCCGCAGGGCAAAGACCGGAGCAGCUCCCCCUCGGAGACGAGGCUGCGGGAGAAGCAGGACGGGGAGCCCGGGGAGCCAGACCCCGAGCAGAAGCGGAGCCGGGCCCGUGAGCGCAGGCGGGAGGGCCGCUCCAAGACCUUCGACUGGGCCGAGUUCCGCCCCAUCCAGCAGGCCCUGGCCCAGGAGAGAGCCGGCGCCCCGGGGCCUGCCACCCCCCGGCCCGAGGCGGAGCCCGGCGAGCUGGAGAGGGAGCGUGCGCGGCGGCGGGAGGAACGGCGCAAGCGCUUUGGGGCGGUGGACGCGGCCGACGGGCCCAGCAUCGACGACACGGCCCUGCGCAUGGAGGUCGACCGGGGCCCGGGGCUGCCCGCGACCGCUGACCCCAGGACCCAGAACGUGCACGUGGAGAUCGAGCAGCGGUGGCAUCAGGUGGAGACCACCCCCCUCCGGGAGGAGAAGCAAGUGCCCAUCGCCCCCCUGCACUUGUCCUCCUCCGAGGAUGGAAGCGACCGACUGUCCACUCCCGAGCUGACCUCUGUGCUGGAGAAGGAGUUGGAGCAGAGCCAGAAGGAGGCCUCAGACCUUCUAGAGCAGAACCGGCUGCUGCAGGACCAGCUGAGGGUGGCUCUGGGCCGGGAGCAGAGCGCCCGGGAGGGCUAUGUGCUGCAGACUGAAGUGGCCACCUCCCCGUCCGGCGCCUGGCAGAGGCUCCACAGAGUCAACCAGGAUCUGCACGGCGAGCUGGAGGCCCAGUGCCAGCGCCAGGAGCUCAUCACGCGGCAGAUCCAGGCCCUGAAGCGCAGCUACGGGGAGGCCAAGGACGCGAUCCGGCACCACGAGGCCGAGAUCCGGAGCCUCCAGGCGCGGCUUGGCAAUGCCGCCGCCGAGCUCACCAUCAAGGAGCAGGCGCUGGCCAAGCUCCAGGGCGAGCUGAAGCUGGAGAAGGACAAGGUCCGCGAGCAGCUGGAGGAGCGGCAGCACAGCGAAGCCGCGCUCAGCGCCCAGCUGCGCGCCAGCGAGCGGAAGCUCCAGAGCGCGGAGGCCCUGCUGCUGGGGAGGACGCAGGAGCUGCGGGACCUGCAGAGGCAGCAGGCGCUGCAGCGGGACCGCCAGAAGGAGGUGCAGCGGCUGCAGGAGCGCAUCGCCGACCUCAGCCAGCAGCUCAGCGCCAGCGAGCGGGCCCAGAGGCUGAUGGAGGAGAAGCUGCAGCGGAACUACGAGCUGCUGCUGGGGAGCUGUGAGCGGGAGAAGCGGCAGCUUCUGCAGAGCCUGAAGGAGGCGGAGGACAGGGCCAGCGCCUUCGAGGACCGGCUCCAGGACCACGAGCAGCAGAUGGAGGUCCUGCAGAAGGAGAAGCUGAGCGCCAAGUCCGAGGGCAGCGAGGCAGUGCGCCGGCUGGAGGAGCAGCUGGAGAGGAAGGAGGCCAGCAUCCAGAAGCUGGCCGAGCACGUCCAGAGCCUCCGAGACGAGCGGGACCUGAUCCGGCAGCGCUUCCAAGAGCUGAUGGGCCGCGUCACCUCGUCCGACGGGGACGUGGCUGCGCUGCAGGAGCAGCUGAAGGGGAGGGAGGCCGACUACCAGAGCCUGGAGCGCUCCUACGGGAGGGUGGCCAGCCAGCUCCAGGGCGCGCACGCGCGGCUCCGGGAGAAGGAGGAGGAGCUGAGGCGCGUCCAGGACGCGCACGCGCAGGCGCUCGAGGGGAAAGAGCGGGAUCUCCAGGACGUGCUGGUGAAGACGGCUGCCUUGGGGAGCAGCUCAGAGGAAACAGAAGUGAAGCCCCAGGCAAAGGAAGAGAUCGUAAGGCAGUUUGCCAGGGAGUCCUCGGAGGACGCCGAGGAGCCACGGAGCUCCUUGGAAGAAGCCGAGGAGGAGGACGGCGCCGCACGUUCGGGCCCGCAGCUCCAGGCUGCCGGCGCACCUCCGGGGGCUGCCCUGGGGGAGGGGCACAGGGACAGCAGCCCCAGGAGAGAAGAGAGCCCAGUGCCCCCAAGGUCGGAAGCGUCCGACAGGGAGGGGCACCUGCAGAGCACCUCAAAACCCGACCAGGGAGCACCCGGCCUUAAGAGGCAAAGAAUCCGGUUCUCCACAAUCCAGUGCCAAAAGUACACCCACCCUGACGGGUCUGAGAGGACCUGGGCCAGCAGCACAUCCUCUGACACCAGUCAGGACCGCUCGCCCUCGGAGGAAAGCAUGUCGUCGGAGGCCACCCCCGGCUCGCUCCCAGCGACCAGCGACUCGGACACCUACCUUUCCAUCAUCCACUCCCUGGAGACCAAGCUCUACGUCACCGAGGAGAAGCUCAAAGACGUGACGGUGAAGCUGGAGAGCCAGCAGGGCCAGAGCCAGGAGGCCCUGCUGGCUCUGCACCAACAGUGGGCUGGCACCGAGGCGCAGCUGCGCGAGCAGCUCCGUGCCAGCCUGCUCCAGGUCGCCGCGCUGGCCUCCCAGCUGGAGCAGGAGAGACAGGCGAGGGCGGAGGUGGUUGAGAACCACGUCGAGGAGCUCGGUGACUUCCAGGCGAAAAACAGCCAGGCCCUGGCUUGCCUGGAAAGCUGCCGAGAACAGCUGCGGUCUCUGCCGGGUGACGCAGGGGCGGGGCUCCUGGCCGGCCUGGAGAGCUUGCUGGUCGGCGCCAUCCAGGCCCUGUGUCACCAGCCGGCUCCCCCAGGGGAGGCGGGCUUCUUGGGGGAAGAGAAGGCGGCCUCACGGCAGCCAGCACCCCUGCCGGAGCCAAGCGAGCAGGAACAGCUCCAGCUCCUUUCUGAUCAGAUAGCCCUGGAGGCCACGCUGAUAGGCCAGAUAGCAGACUCGCUGAGGAACGCAAGCUCGGAUGUCUCGCACGUGCUCCUCGAAGUCUCUCAGUCCGGAAAGUGGCCGCUGGAGUCCGAAAGUGCCGUGGCCUGUCCUGGGGCCCCAGUGGAUGCCUGGGCCAAGAAGGUGCUGGUGGAUGGAGAGUUCUGGAGCCAGGUCGAGUCCCUGAGCCGGCACCUGGAGACGCUGGGCGGAGAGGCAGCCAGUGCCUCGGGAGGUGGGCAGCCGAGCGCCCCGCCAGCCCCGGUCCCCGCCCUGGCCGACGCCACGUGGGUCAGGGCGGAGCUCAGCCUCGCCGUGCAUUCGGUGAGGGGGUCCCUCCACCGCAGGCUGCAGAGCAUCCAGGAGACCCUCCAGGGCACACAGGCAGCCCUGCAGCAGCACAAGCGCAUGCUGGGGGAGAUCCUAGGGGCCUACCAGACACCCGACUUCGAGAGAGUGAUGCUGCAGGUCUCGGAAACCCUCCAGCUUCCAGCAGGUGCCGGAGACGGUGUCCAGGUGUCCUGGACUGGGAGCCCGCCGGAAGAAGUACCGAGUCAUCAGGACCCAGCUGGCUCGCCGGCUCUCUGUCCCUUGUCCAGCCAGAGCUCUGGGGCCUUGGUUGCUAUUCAGGAAGAGCUCGCCCUGCAGCUUAAAGAUAAGGCCAGUCUGUUGGGAGAGAUCUCUGCCACUUUAACCUCACUUCUGUCUGUGGAGGCAGCGCGAGACUGUCAGAAGCUUCUCCAGGCAUCCCGGCAUCUCUCCCGUAGCGCUUGCCUGGGAGGCCUCGGCCAGUAUUCUUCCUUGUUAGUUCAGGAUGCGAUUAUUCAGGCUCAGGUGUGUUACACAGCCUGCAGGAUCCGGCUGGAGUAUGAAAAGGAGCUCCGGGGCUACAGGGAGUCCUGGUCGGGCAGUGGGGCCUCCUGUCAGGGGCAGGAGCAAGCGGUGGGGGCCCUGAGGGAGGAGUACGAGGAGCUUCUCCGCAAGCAGAAGAGCGAAUACCUGGAGGUGAUCGCCGCCAUUGAACGGGAGAACGCGGAGCUCAAGACCAAGGUCGCCCAGCUCGACCAGCAGCAGAGGCGUCCGGAAGAGGGGCAGCGUGAGCGCGGCGAGAGCCUGGCUGCCCCACGAGGGUGGUCUGAGGAGCGGGAGGUCAGCUGCACAGGGGAGCGGCUGAGCCGGGCGGAGGGUGCGCCGCAGGCUGUGCGCGGCAGCGUCCUGAGCUGGCUGGAUGCUGUGGCCGGGGACAGGCAGGACCUGGAGAGGCAGCCUGGGGGCCAGGUGCAGACCCUGGAGGACAAGUUCCAGCUCAAGAUCAGGGAGCUGCAGGCCAUCCACGAGGAGGAGCUGCGGGCCCUGCAGCAGCACUACUCUCAGACGCUGCGGUGCCUGCAGGAGACCCUGCACCACUACCGGGGGCGGCCCCCUGCCGCCCCACCAGCCCACGGACCCCCGUCCCCCAGCCGGCCAGCUGAGGCGGGGGCCGACUCCGUGAUGGGGCUGAAGGAGCGCGUCCAGGAGUUGGAGGCCCAGGUGGACGUCCUGCGGGAAGCGCUGGAGCACAAGGACCUGGCGGGUGGCGCGGCCUCACUGCGGGAAGAGCGCCAGAGGGACUUUGAGAGCCUCAAGGUUUCGAAGCAGAGCGGUCGGGGGGCGUCCAGUGCAGGCGGAGCUGGGACGCGGUUCUUGGCUCCAAGUCAGCGAACAGCAGCAGGAGCUGAUGGGCUGCUCCCCGCCGACCUCCCACUGGCGGCGGUGGGGUCCCAGCAGGGCCUGGCGAGGCAGGGUGGUGGGGAAGCUCCCCCUGCCCCCAUCUCCAGCUGUGCAGACCUGGACCUGGGGAGGGUCCUCGCCUUCCAGCUGUCCCCGGAGAGCAGAGUGGGGCUUCCCAAAGGCUAGAAUGUUUGCAGUGGGGUGUUGAGGGCCACUCCCGCCCCAGUUCUGUGGGGACAGACGUCUGGUGGGAACCCUGCGUGGGAACAGCUGCUCUUACAGGGAGCACAGCCUUAUUUGCUCCAGGGGUUUUGAGAAGUGACCUUCCCACCACACCCCCACCCCGUUUCACACCCACCUUGGUAGACAGGAUUCCCAGGCCCUGGCGCAUCAAGGUGACGUUUCAGGCCCUGGGGCGUCGGGCUGUGUGGCGCCAUCAAGGCAGCCUGGGCUCUGGGCCUCGUCCUCUCGGGCUUCUCGCCACCCCUUGAGCUGCAUCCAGUAGACGCCAGGCUCCUCCCGUGCCCUCAGUCCCCAGCCCCGUCCUCCAGCUGUGAGCCGGCACUGCGUCCAGUACUGAGGGCGGCCUGGCGCUGCUGCGACAAGCAGGCGGGCCAUUAGUACCUGCCAGGCCAUUUCCACUGCUCUUUUCCCAAGUCAGUCCAAACCUUUUGAAGGCUAUUCUGGAUCCCAAGGAAGCUUCAAGGGCUGUUGGAAAGUGCCGCACGGUCCCCGUGCGGCCAGCGCAUGCCAGUGCCACAUUGAAAGUAACUUCCCGGCCGCUUCCCACAACACCCAGCGCGUCUGCGCAGCAGGCAACUUAGACAAGGCCCAGACUGGCCCUCACGCCCAUCGGCACGCACCUGGGAGGAAGGAAAGCCCUGUGCCGACACUGGGGGCAGGCUCUGCCCCGGCGGUGAUGCAGGCUGGGGCUUGGAUGCUGCCUGCUGUGGGCGGCAUCCUCUGUCCUGUGCCUAUUCUUGUUGGGCCCUGUGAGACACGCAGAAAUUACAACCAAACCGCGCUCUCGGGGCCCGGCUGACAGCUGUUACUUGUGCAGAUUUUUGCCCAGGUCAGGGAGACUGGGGUCUUGGCCUGAGGGCCCCUCUUCUGACAGCUGAAGGCUGGUGCUUUUUCUCAUGACUCUGCACAGUGGUUGCCGAGGAACUUUGAUCGAUCCCAGGGAUUACUGGCUUAAAAAUUAGAUUAAUCGUUUUUUAAACACAUAUACUCUCCAAGGAAGCAGCCAGUCUUUAAAGACACCUUAGUGUUUCUGUAGGAAGAAUUUUGACCCUUAUCUUUAUUCUAAAGCCCUCAAAUCAAACUAAGACCUCGCAGCUAUGUGUUAACCAAGAGUCCACGUUGAACCACAGCGUGCGAGAGGGCAGCGCUAGGACCCUCCAGUGUCCUGGGGUGUGAGGGCAGUGAGAGGAGACAGCAGCUUCCAGGUGCAGCCCCUGCAAGAAGAAACGCCCAGUGAGUGGCGGAUAGCACUUAAGACCACUUCCCCAGUGAAGCAAAUCUGUCGCAGGGAAGUCCAGACUCUGACCGUGAGUUUGAAAAAUACUGACUGGAGAGUCUCAGAAGGGCCUCUCAGUCACCGUGGGGGCUGAGACAGAGGUGCCUGUACACGGAGGCUGGAUUUCUUGGUACCCUUUCUUGAUCCAUGUGCAAGUACAGGAUUGGGAGGGGGAUCCCACCCAUACUUGGAUUUGGAAUUAACAUGGCCACAUUCUUCAAGUUUUUAAGGAUCAGUGAAAGGCGCGAUCCCUGCCUUGAAACGGAUGUUGCAAGGGAUUUAGACAAGAAAUGUGCCUCCACGCACAAAACAGCCCCUCAUACCCACCCCAUCGACGAGACCAACUCUGAUAAGCCAGGCCUGUGUUACUACACAGUGAGGGUGUGUGGGGUGGUCUGAGCCCUUCUUGGGUCAUGCCUGUGUCCUUCCCCACACCCAUGUCUAGGCCAAACACCACGCCAGGCUGCAGCAAGGCACAGACAGGUUUGGAGAGCGGCUCUUCCAUCGUGGGUCUUGGUACAGUUAGCAGAGGCACUCGUUAAUUAGUGCCCCCUCUUUGUACUCCUUCCGAAGGAAAAGGGAAAGUCGUACACCCUAACCUAAUUUCCUCAGUGGACGCCUGAGAGAUUCAGUGACCCGGUGAGGGCGGCCAGCUGGGCAGUGGCAGGGCUGGGCCCCCUGGCUCCGUGCACUGGGCUACCCACUACCCGUCACUCACAGGAUGGCCUUGGCUCCCUGCAGCUGACAAAGACAUUACUGUUCAUGACUGUGCUUGAUGCCCAGUGUGUGACGGUGCUGAGCGCGUCUGGCUGUGAAACUCAGACCGGACGCGGCCAGCCUCUGCCCGUUCACUCUGUCCUCCCCCCUCCUGUCGGUCCAUAAAGGUCCAGGAUUGGCUAUUUUAAAUUCCACUGCGGCCUUUUCCUGCCCACGAUACCAACUCUUUCUACAGAGAAAUGGGAUUCACAACAACCACAGAAAUCAGGCACCCUUAUCUGAGUGCUCUGGGAGCAUAAAACACGCCGGAGCAGAGUGAGUCUCCAGACAGCUGGCGCGGUGCUCAGCUCGGGAGAGCACCUUCUCUGUGCCAGGAGCCUGGAGGGCAGGGCUGAGGUCUGUUCAGUAAAUAGCAGAAGAAAAGUCAGUAAAG